Sitodiplosis mosellana (orange wheat blossom midge) is the source of this 806-nucleotide messenger RNA. RefSeq lists its product as uncharacterized. The transcript is spliced from 5 exons. NCBI's taxonomy places the organism in Eukaryota, Metazoa, Arthropoda, Insecta, Diptera, Cecidomyiidae. The coding region runs from base 51 to 578 and encodes 175 amino acids. The record is from RefSeq and is a predicted model, not a curated record.
CUUUCCAAGGCAGAACUUACAAGUUGAAUUUUCCAUAUCUACAUGUUUACAUGAUGCUCGGCGCCAACGAUACCAUUUAUUGGGUUGAACUUAGCACUAAAGAUGAGGUGUUGGGCGAUGAACCAUUUUCCAAAAUCGUUCGACUUGUUGAACGAAGUGAAGAUAAACUGAAUUUUAGAGAUGAUUUCAACGAACACCAGCUUUCACUUUCAACAGGCGAACUCAAACGGACACCUUAUGAAACAGAUUGGGAUUUGGAAAACGUUUGCUUCGUAAGAAGCAAUAUUGAUUCAAAUACAUUUGAAUAUGUAAUUUCCUCAAGAAAUAAUUCGAGAAAAGAAAAAAGUAUAACAAAGAACGAGACAUUUGAACCCAAUGUGCAGCACGUGACAUUGUUGGAUGAUCUCCGCUACUAUGGCGUUUAUGAAGUUAGGUUCACUGACGAAGAACUUCAUUCCAACGCAACAUUUUGCAAAGGCAUUUCCAAAAUCGUCAAAAUCAUUUAUUACAGAAUCGUACAAAUGCCCAUUUCCACAAAUGAAAUAAAUUCCAACCUUUUGAAGUCUUUGGUGGGCUAGACUUGGAGAUUGAACUUAAAAUGGAUUUUGAUUAAAGAAAAGUUGAUUUUAAACAAAAAAAUUCCAAAGGUUGCCCUUGCUUGAGCAUCUAUAUCUUUGAUUUUAACUAUUGAUUUGCUGAAGAAUGGAUAUAAAAGCUCUUAGAUAUCCAAAAUCAUCUAACGGCCUUCGAUUCCGUUAUUGCAUUGCCUCCAGAAACCCAAAUUAUAUCUUUAAUAAUUAAAAUAG